This is a messenger RNA of Larimichthys crocea (large yellow croaker), 1793 nucleotides long. It is a transcript of the gene pnpla2, whose product is annotated as patatin-like phospholipase domain containing 2. Gene Ontology annotation, biological process: lipid homeostasis; triglyceride catabolic process; positive regulation of triglyceride catabolic process. Gene Ontology annotation, molecular function: triacylglycerol lipase activity. NCBI's taxonomy places the organism in Eukaryota, Metazoa, Chordata, Actinopteri, Sciaenidae. The record is from RefSeq and is marked provisional. Gene Ontology annotation, cellular component: cytoplasm; membrane; lipid droplet.
AUUUACUAAAGGGAUUUAGCUACAACACAAGGGAGUUUUGUGCUUUUAAAUAAUAUAAAUAAAGACGCAUCAUCUUCGGCUUCAGCAGCACACUCUACGUCUUUUGCAGCUGUUGAACUUCAGCCCCACAGUCACCGGCAUGUUUCCUCUAGACUCGCCGUGGAACAUCUCCUUCGCUGGCUGUGGCUUCCUCGGUAUCUACCACGUCGGUGUGGCCAGCUGUCUGCUGGAGCACGCUCCGUUCCUGGUGCACAACGCCCGGCACAUCUAUGGAGCAUCAGCCGGAGCUCUCACAGCCACUGCCCUGGUCUCUGGAGUGUGUCUCGGAGAGGCUGGUGCGAAUAUCAUCGAUGUUGCCAAAGAGGCAAGGAAGCGUUUCCUCGGACCCAUGCAUCCGUCCUUCAACCUGGUGAAGAUUGUGCGCCACAUGCUGCGCCACACGCUGCCGGCUGAUUGCCACCAUGAGGCCAGUGGGCGGUUAGGGAUCUCUCUUACCCGAGUGUCAGAUGGGGAAAAUGUCCUGGUGUCACACUUCAACAGCAAAGAAGAGGUGGUGCAGGCAUGUGUCUGCAGUGCCUACAUCCCAGUAUAUUGUGGCCUCAUACCUCCCACACUGCAAGGAGUGCGAUAUGUCGAUGGAGGCAUUUCCGACAACCUUCCUCAGUAUGAAAUGAAAAAUACCAUCACCGUGUCCCCGUUCUCCGGAGAGAGUGACAUUUGCCCCAGAGACACCUCGACAAACAUACACGAGCUGCGAUUCACCAACACAAGCAUCCAGUUCAAUCUCCCCAACCUCUACAGAGUCUCCAGGGCACUUUUCCCUCCAGACCCUAUGGUUAUGAAGGCCAUGUGUAAGCAGGGAUAUAAAGAUGCUCUGCACUUUUUAAAGAAGAAUGAACUGCUUCAUUUCAACGGACCUCACAGAGACAGACCCCUGCUAGCCAACCGUGAUGAAAAUGAGGAUUGUAACGAGGACGAUAAUCAGGACGAUGAAAACAAUGAAGAGGAGAAACAGUCACUCGUGAAAGAGGGAGCAGUGAUGGUUCAUUGCAGCUCCUCAAUAGAGGAGCAUAUCAUUGAACACCUUCCGCCCACCCUGCACAAAGCUCUAGUUGAGGCCUGCAUGGAGAGGAGGAGCCUUGUGCAGUCGCUAAGCAACAUGCUUCCUGUCAGGAUGGCCUCAGCCAUGAUGCUUCCCUACACGCUCCCUGUGGAGUCUGCUCUGUCCUUGACUCUCAGACUUCUGGAGUGGCUGCCAGAUGUGCAAGAAGAUGUAGGAUGGAUUCGAGAGCAGAUAUUAAAAGUCCUACAACAUGUUCUUCGCCAGGCCUCCAGAAGUAUUUCCCAGCAUGUGUCUGCCAGAUUUUUCUGCCAGCUGGAGCUGCACCACUACCAGUCCCUCCCAUCCCAGAUCAGCUCCACCAGCCUGUUUCCCACCUGGGUGAACGAGAGCAGUUCUUCAGUCCUGGAUGUCUUCAUGCGUCUCGACCAGUACAAGAGGCAGCUGUUGUCCGGAGUCCUGUGUAUCAACAUGGACCUGCAAGGUUCCUUUGAAACUAAACCGAUAUCACCCGAUGAGAGUCCUCCAUGCAUCAUCUCCCCAGAAGGCCUCUCAAUGCACUGACAUUGUAUGUCUAAUAUUCCACCUGCUGCCGACUCUGGAGAAACCAUCAGCAUCUCCUAAGAGAUGAAGUUCAGACUAACUUACUCUAGAUCCAGGGACACUUUGAGAUAAUUUAAAUCAGAUUUUAUUAUCUGUUUACAUCCUUACAUAAGCUGCCAGGAAGAAGUUG